Molecule: messenger RNA, 2710 nt
Organism: Myripristis murdjan (pinecone soldierfish)
Lineage: Eukaryota; Metazoa; Chordata; Actinopteri; Holocentriformes; Holocentridae
Product: kelch-like protein 20
Exons: 12
Coding region: 132-1988 (618 amino acids)
Molecular function (GO): protein binding
Source: RefSeq, a predicted model, not a curated record
AUGGGAGGAGCUCAAUGUGAGAGGCAUUUAUUUACUGCUGCCCUUGCGUCCGCCGCAAGGCGUACUUGGGGAGUGAUUUUAGCGCUUAAGUUAGCACGAUUAUGUCUGGCAGGUUGGCCUAGCAGAGCGACAUGGCUGAAAUUGCUCCAGUCAACGCCGAUUUGACUUUAAACGUUACCCACACGUUAUGGGAAGACGUCCCCCCCGCCGCGCCCCCGGUCUGUGCGAGCAACGAGGACUAUUUGUUUGUAGAGACGAGGCACCCCGACACGGUGUUACAGGGCCUGAAUGGCCUGCGGCUCAACAACGCCUUCUGUGAUGUGACCCUGUGCUGCGGCGGACAGGAGUUUCCCUGCCACCGCAUCGUGCUGGCCUCCUUCAGCUCCUACUUCCAGGCAAUGUUUUCCACAGACUUGAUAGAGUCCAGACAGGAGCGGGUUGCCAUCAACGGAGUCGAGCCUCAGAUGAUUGGCAUGCUGGUGAGCUAUGCCUACACGUCAGAGGUCUUCAUCUCCAAAGCAAAUGUGCAGGCCCUGCUGGCAGCGGCUAACCUGCUGGACAUCAUGGCCGUUCGAGAGGCCUGUUGUAAUUUUAUGGAGCGACAGAUGGAUGAAAUGAAUUGUGUGGGGAUUCACUGCUUUGCCGAGGCCCACUCCUGUAAGAUGCUGGAGAAACGCAGCAUGGACUACAUCCUCGAGCACUUCAGCAGUGUUUACCAGCAGGAGGAGUUCCUGUCUCUCUGUGUGGACAAACUGACUGAGAUCCUAGCGAGUGACCAUCUCAACGUGCCCAAAGAGGAGAUGGUGUUCGAAGCAGCCAUGCUAUGGCUGAACAAAUGCCCUUCCCGUAAACAGAGCUUUGAAAAGGUCCUAGAGCAUAUCCGUCUGCCUCUCGUCAGCCCCUACUACCUCCACGAUGUGAUUGAGUCUCUGGACGUGGUGAAGGAGCACCAGGGCUGCCAGAGGCUCAUUUCCGAGGCCAAGGACUACCUCCUGCUGAAGGACCGCCGUGGAGAGCUCUACUGCCCCCGGGCACGGCCACGCAGGUCCACAGGGACAGCUGAAGUGAUCGUGACAGUGGGCGGGGAGGACGACAAGGUGGUGCUGCGCAGCGUUGAGAGCUUUGAUCCCAUCACAAACCAGUGGAAGAAUCUGGCUGUCCUGCCCUUCGCCAUUAGCAAACACGGUCUGGUCGUUUCAGGCUCUAUUCUGUAUUUGGCCGGGGGAGAGUUUCCUGACGGCUCUGCCAGCAGGGAGAUGUGGCGCUACGACCCCUCCUUCGACUCCUGGUUAGAGAUGGCUCCCAUGAAUGUAGCUCGUUCUGAAUUAGGCUUGGUGAUGCUGGAUGGCUACGUGUUUGCAGUGGGCGGAUGGGAGGGCCGCUCUCGCCUGGACUCGGUGGAGUGCUACGACCCUCACACCAACUCCUGGCAUUUCAUGGAGUCUGUCAAGAUGGCCGUCACCAGCCCUGCCGUGGUGGCGCUGGACGGACUGCUUUAUGUUACGGGUGGAGCAGUGCUGGAGGAUGGCGAUGGCACAGACCUCGCCCAGGUGUACCACCCUAAAACCUCUCGAUGGACUGAGGUGGCCCCUAUGCAGAUCGCUCGCUCUGGCUCAGCUGCCUGCACACUAAAAGGAAAGAUCUAUGUUAUAGGCGGCUGGCAUGCCUCAACAGAGAAUACAGAUAAGGUGGAGUGUUACAACCCCAAGACCAACCAGUGGACUAUGUGUGCGCCCAUGAAAGAGCGGCGCUACCGGCCUGGUGUCGCUGUGGUGGAUGGAAAGAUCUAUGUAUUGGGAGGAGAGGAGGGCUGGGACAGGUAUCAUGACACCAUUGAGCGGUACUGCGAUGAGACGGACACGUGGGAGAUCGUGGGGGAGAUGCCCACCAGCCGCAGCUGGCUCAGCUGUGUGUCUCUCCAGCUGAGGAAAGACGCCCCCGUGAGCAGCUGCCCCGGGACGCCCACUGAUACCAUCAUAUUGAACUGAGGGGGAAACAAGGAGAGAAAGCUCCAGGUCGCCACCUUCCCACAAGGUCAGUGUGCAUCUGUGCCAGUGCCGUGAGGUUGUGUGCACCCGCCUCGGGGACCGCAGCCCGAAACGCCUCGUGCUUCGGGGCCAACAGAGCAGCCAGCAGAGCAGGGGUGCCUGUCUGCGUUUGGUGCAACACUGUUUUGAGCUGUUACCAGUGGCAAAGGUAGUCGUUUUUAAUCUGUGACACUUUGUGGAGUCUCACAUACUCUGGUCCCUCUUAUUGCCGUGACGACGGGGGGCGGGGGGGAGUGUGUCAGCCCACAUGAAUCCAUAGUAACUGUGAUUAUCAGUAACAGUUCUCGCUCAUUCUGUUUGUACGAUGUGAAUGUUCAGGGUAGAUGUAUUAUGGAUGUCCAAGAACUUCAGAUCUGUGAUCUACAAUUUUCCCAGCGAACAUAGUGUAUUUUUGUAUCACUCUUAUGUUACAUAUUUAUUUGGGAUUUGUUUAGCUGUGACGAUGACCUUUUUAUAAGUUUAACAAAGACAGUAAAUAUUUUGUUCCAUCAAAAGAUGCUCCAUGGGCCAAAGAACUUUAUUGUGAAUUAAUAUUUUUGAAGGUUACUCCUAGUGGCAAAAGCUAACUAUAUGUGAGUAGUGUUUUAUAAUUUAAAAAAUUCUCAACAGUGUCCUUACCACUUGUUACAUGAUGGAUUGUAAUAAAGAUGUUUUAAUUCCUA